AUGUCUGCCCUCUCCAAUGGCGUCGAUACCACUGCUUCGUCGUCGAAGAUGCCCUCCACAGCUCCAACAAGUACAGCAGCUAAAGGCGCCAUCAGCAAUAAUAUCACCACCACCAUCCCCUCCUCGUCGAAUCCCUCUCUAAACAGCGCGAAUGCUACGACCAAAUCCCACGAUAAGACAACAGCACCGCUCUCCCUUCGAUUGCCACUAAGGAGCAUCACCAGCCCCCAAAAUGGCAGCAACCACAACAAUCCGACCACAGCAGCAGCAGACCCGGUCCUCGCGGCCUUGCGCACUGCCUCGUCCUCGUCCGACAUCCGCGCCGCGCUCGCCGCCCUGCACGUCCGUGAAUCGUCCCUGACGAGCCGCUUAUCCUCCGUCCUCGCCUCGCACCAGGACCUCGCCCGCUCGCUCUCUCGCCUUGACAAUUUGCGCGCCGGCCUUGGCUCCCAGGUCAUCGCCGCCCGCAGCGUCAGCAACAACAUGCUGGCCGGCGCCGCCGACACGGCCAGCCACCUGUCCAGCCGCGUGCGCCAGCUCGACCUCGAGAAGCAGCGCGUCGAGGAUACCCUGCGCGUGGUCGAGCUGGUGGCUGAGUUGAAGGCAUGCGUGGCCGGAGUGGUCGGCAGCAUGGGCGCACCGCAGGACUGGGAGGCUGCGGCGGGGUAUAUUGCAAGGGCCGCGAGGGUGCCAGAGGAGAUUGUGAGAUCAGGGUUCGCGGCUGCGGUGGUGCCGACUGUUGAGGUGCCUGAUGCCCCUUGGGUGACGUUGGAGAACGCAAGGGAGAGCUUGUGCGUGUUGUUCUUGAGGGAGUUUUGGAAGGCGGCGAAGGAGGAUGAUCCGGCCAAGAUUACGCGGUUCUUCAAGCUGUUUCCGUUAAUUGGACGGGGUGAUGUCGGGUUGGAUGCGUAUGGGCAGUAUGUCUGCCAGGGCGUGGCGAAUAGGGCGAGGGCGAUUUUGAAGGAUGGUGUUGGGGCGGUGGGAGGAGCGGCUAAUGCUAAUGCCCCGCCGACGCUCCGGCCGAAGAAGGACGGUAUCUUCUAUGCCAAUGCAUUGAACCUGCUGUUUGGACAUAUUACACAGAUCGUCGAUGGCCAUGGCGGGCUGGUGGAGAGGCACUAUGGCGGGGGCAAGAUGAUCAAGGUUAUUGAGCGGUUGCAGGGCGAGGCAGAUGUGCAGGGCGGCAUCAUCGUGGACUCUUGGAGUGAUGAACGCGGUGUUGACCGAGCAUUGACGGAUGCGAAGAGUUAUCCAUUCUCGUUCCUUGUGCAAAGCUUCCUACCCCAGAACCGUGGGUUUGGAGCUCCACCACGUCUGAACUCGCCUGCUCCCGGCACCGAUGGUCGCAACAGCGAAGAUGAGGGUGUCAACAUGAGGGAGGUGGAUGCUCUACUCAGUGAGAUUGCCAUCAUGUUGAGCAGGUGGUCUGCCUACUCCCAUCUCCUUGCUCAGAAGUGCACGAAAGCGUUCCAGUUGGACGAGUGGCCAACCGGGUUGUCCUUGAGGAUGAGCAAACCUAUCGACAGCAGUCCACCAUUCAUCAUCUCGGCAGUUGAAGAUGUCAUGUACAUCGCGAACACCGUGAUCAUCAGAUCUAUCUCCACGUCUCAAAGAGGCGUUAUCGAUUCUGUCCUCCCUACAAUAUCUAGCUUAUUGGGCUCGGACUUUGUCGGUAUGAUUCAACGCAAGAUGCGCGACGAGUGCUACCCCAAGCCUGUGAUUCAAGGCGGGUUCCCACCAGAAGACAAAAUCAUCCAGUUCAUCGUACUCAUCAACAGUCUCGACAUGGCCGAGGAAUAUCUCUCCCGCAUCAUCACUGGUAUCCUGACUCCGGGAGAACAAUCAGUCAACGGCGGCACCGGAGCUUCCUCGCAGGCCAGCUCCCUCAAGAAUUCGUUCCCAUUCAAGAACGACCUCAAGGAAGUGACAACCCGCCUGAACAACCUCCACCACUCAUUCACAGCAAAGGCCACAGAGCUGCUCAGCGAAGGAAUCAAAGUUCUCUUUAGCCAAGUCGUUCGACCACGUCUGCGGCCUAUUCUCUCCGACACGUUCCGCGACGCCGACUACACCAUGACGGAGGAAGAGCUCCUCGACCUGUGCGCUGCGAACGACGAAAACGAGGACGACGUGCUCGAGCAGGUGACGCGCCGCUUCGAGGAGGGCUGGGACGCCCUCAUGAAGCCCAUUGCGCGCCUUAUGACGUCCAAGACUUUCAGUACCGUCCUGGACCACACGGCGCAGCACCUGGCGCGCUGGCUGGAGAAGCGCGUGUGGAGCUACGCGGGUUCUCAGACUAGGGGAGCGAGCCCGUAUGGCGCCAUUAGGAUGGAGAGAGACUUUAGUGGGAUUAUUGGCACCAUCAGCAAGGGCAACUAUGCGGUGCGCGAGGUGUUUGGGAGGACGUUGCAGAUAUUGAUGGUGGCGAAUAUGGAGGAUGAAGAGUGGGAGGAGCUGAUUGUUACAGAUGGGGCCGGGGGGGAGGAUGGGGAGGAUGGUAUGUUGUGGGUCCUUAGUGAAGAUGAAAGGAGGAAGGCGAGGACAAUUGUUAGGGUGGCAUAGGUUCUUGUGAUGUUCCAAAAGCAUUCCUUCCACAGCACAGCGCCUGUUCUUUUUUUUUUUUUUUUUU
Molecule: messenger RNA, 2629 nt
Organism: Neurospora tetrasperma FGSC 2508
Lineage: Eukaryota; Fungi; Ascomycota; Sordariomycetes; Sordariales; Sordariaceae
Exons: 2
Coding region: 1-2562 (853 amino acids)
Source: RefSeq, a predicted model, not a curated record